CUCUUCCACAUUCUUUCAGUACCGACCAUGCGCUCCGUCGCAAGAGCAUCCCAUCUACAUGAACUCCGCUCUGUUCCCGUGAACCAGGUCGCGAACGAUGGAGCGUAGCGCGGCGCAGCUGGAAUAUCUUGGAUCCGCCUCCCUCCAACCGCCCUCCCUCACCACUUCCCUCCUCUACGCCUCCGCCUUCCUCUACAUCCUCUCGCUGUACUUCAAAUAUCCCGUUGCCGCUCCACACCUCUUCAUCUGGGACGCCGUAGUCUACAUCAUUCCUCAACGGCUGCUCCUGCACCGCGCCCAGAGACAGGAGCUGGCGACGACCGGCAUGCUCGCACAAACGCAUGCGGCAAAGAAGGAGGCCUUGAGUGGCAUGCUCGGCAUGAGUGGUGCAUCUUUACUCAGCAAGCUACCGGCCGGCGCCAGCGAAGGUGUCGGCAUCAUGCGGCGGGCCAGCACCAGCCUGUUUUCACGGCCACAACUCGACUCCGAUGCCCCGGCAGGCCUGGGCAAUUGGGACACCAGUUGCUACCAAAACAGCGUGCUACAAGGACUCGCGAGCCUGCACUCUCUGAACGCCUACCUCAAGAGCUUGAGUUCCGAUGAAGAGAGCACGAGUGCGAGUCUGUUGGCAACUGUCAACAACCUCAACGACCCGGCGAACAAUGGACGUCAGUUGUGGACGCCGGCGAAGCUCAAGAACAUGAGUUCAUGGCAGCAGCAGGAUGCGCAGGAAUAUUACUCUAAAAUACUGGACUCCAUUGACAAGGAAGCUAUAAAGGCGUUUGCUUCCUCGCGAGCAUCAGCAGCCAAGGCCGGUCUAGAGACUCUUGCUGAGGAUGAUGCGGAAGCAACCACGCAAAAGGACUCCAAGGAUACGGUGAAGGCUGGAAAGAGCCCACUCGACGGUCUCUUCGCCCAAAAGGUGACUUGCACUCGCUGUGGUUAUUCCGAGGGCUUGAGCAUGAUUCCAUUCAAUUGCCUGACCCUUCCUCUGCCUGUCGGAAGCAACACCACCACCAUUCAAGAUUGCCUGGACGAAUAUACCAAACUGGAAGAAAUCACCGACGUCGAGUGCACCAAAUGUACCCUGCUGCACGCUCAAGACCAACUGAAGAAAAUGCUGCCCGCGGAUCCAGGGUACCAAUGCACUGACGCGGAGGCCAAACCAUCUGCUGAUUCAAGAGUGCUACAACUUCCACCCGAGCUUCGCGCACAAGCUUUCAAGCGCCUGGCUGCCGUGCAAAAGGCGCUCGAAGAGGACGACUUCACCGACCAGACCUUGUCCGGUGCUUGCCAGAUCGGGAAGAAGGCUCGAGUCUCGAGCACCAAGACGAGACAGGCCGUGGUCGCUCGUUCACCGCAAUGUCUGGUGGUGCACGUGAAUCGGAGUGUGUUUGACGAGACCACAUUCGUCCAACGAAAGAACUACGCACGUGUCGAGUACCCCCGUUUUCUGGACCUGGCGCCGUGGAUGUUAGACGAAGACGGGAUGGCUGAGGAAGAACAGGCCGUGGAAGGGAUGCAUUUCAGGCUGAAGGCUGUGGUGACGCAUUACGGACGGCAUGAAAAUGGCCAUUACAUUGCCUAUCGUCAGCAUCCGGUUCGGCGGAAAGGAGGCGACAGUGAUGAUGGAGAGGAAUCAGUGGACCUUGAAGAUGCACUUCCAACGACCAAGUCAGACCCAUGGUAUCGACUGAGCGAUGAGGAUGUCAGUCCCGUUGAGGAAGCAGACGCCUUGAGUCAGGGUGGAGUGUUCAUGCUGUUCUACGAAAGGGAGCAUGUGUCGGAAGUGCCAUCUCCAGAAGACGUCACUACUGAGCCUGCGGAUGUGCAGACUGCUGAGGCUGCAGGGCUCGAGCCUGAGUUGCUCACGACUACGACCUCUGGGCCUGUUGAGGAACUCGAUGGUCUCGAUGCUGCCGAUCUCCCAAUGGACACAGUUUCGACGCCAGACGAUGACCUUCCAGAUACGAGCGUAUCGAUACCACCGUCGGAGCCGAAAACGUCAGAGGACGGCAGGCCGCCUCAAGAGGAAAUCACUGACUCCGACGAGCUGCGAACUACAAGCUCUGGGGGCUUGGUCCGCAUGAGGACUGCGCGCAUUCCAGUGAUGGAGAAUGAAUUUGCCGGGAAUGCGUUCAGGGCCGUUGCUGCCACCUGAUGUGGAUGGCCUGGCGAUGCUUCCAUUGAUUGAUGGUAGAAGAUUCGAGCUCCAGCUAUCCCAAACAUGUCACCUCUACUAUUGUGUGUCCAUUAACGUAUUGAUCUGUGCUGGAAGGCUAGCAAAGGGACACGGAGUCUUCCACGUCUGGGAUAGCAACACGACCAGCAAUGGCAUUUUUCCGUCGAUAUAGAUAUUCCAACACUCUCGUCGUCGCCACCAGCAAG
Molecule: messenger RNA, 2388 nt
Organism: Neohortaea acidophila
Lineage: Eukaryota; Fungi; Ascomycota; Dothideomycetes; Mycosphaerellales; Teratosphaeriaceae
Exons: 1
Coding region: 98-2161 (687 amino acids)
Biological process (GO): protein deubiquitination
Cellular component (GO): cytosol; nucleus
Molecular function (GO): cysteine-type deubiquitinase activity; cysteine-type endopeptidase activity
Source: RefSeq, a predicted model, not a curated record